AUGGAUCGCCAGCCGACCAGGAGAAACACAAACCCGUUUAUUGACAGUACAGAAGACUCCCUGAGGAGCGAGAGAUACCCGAAUGUCCACCCUGUGAAUUUAAUCGAUGAUGAUUUUGGAAUGGAUGAAGGGGUAGGAGCCACUGAAGGGGUUGAUUUCAACACCGACGUGGGUUACAACAUGGGUUUUAACGCUGCUCCUAACGCAGUUCCGAAUGUUGCUCCGAAUGUUGCCCCUAACGCUUCCCCUAACGCUGCUCCUAACGAUACCCCUAACGCUUCCCCUAACGCUUCCCCUAACGCUUCCCCUAACGCUUCCCCUAAGGCUGUUCCCAAUUCCGUCUUCAAUUACGACGGCAACUUCGGUGCGCAAUGUGGAGAGAACUCCAGGCCUCAGUUGGGCAAAGUUGACGGUUCCCAAGGACAGAUCGCUCUGUGCAUAGGGGACAACGACAGCAUGUUAUACUUCAUGCAAGCAGUGGCCUUCGCGACGGCUGUUUUUCUGAAUGUGGUCUUCCUGAACAGACACAUGCUGAAGCGAAACGUCACGAAGAGCGAAUUCGAUGCAGUCUUGUCGGGGAAGCUUUCCAUGGAAGGGUCUCCGAGUCUAGAGUACCAGAGGGCGAAAGAAAGGUCUUACUCCCCAGUCCACAGCGAAGGGAACAAUGAUCUCAACGAGACAUACCCAUUGUUGGGUGACGAGGACUAUGAGUAUGAACCUUUGUCCUCAGUGGAAGAAGAAGUGGACAUUUUCGGACAAGAUGGUGAGAGCCCCUCCUCUGAAGAAGGACAGUAUCGAUUAGACGAGAUAGAAGUACCAAACUUAAUAUACCUGUCUUAUGGGAAUCCUCCAGAUCGGUACCUAUUGAACCCAUUCGAUGAACGAAGCGACCAAGUGGAAGCCGGCAAGAGGGCGCAAAGGCCAACAUACCAGCCAGCAAAUUAUGGAGAAGUCUAUGAAGGAGCCCAGUUUGCAGAUAAGUACCAAAAGUCGAGUAGCGAUUCUGACUUGUUCAGCAACAGUAACAGCUCCCAUAGGAAUGGCAACUUGCAGAACAAUACUUAUGGUUAUGGGCAUGCACCCUAUGCUGACAUCUUUAGGUACCCCAAUUACCCGAAUAUGUAUCAAGCUACUAACUAUUCCACUGGUUCCUUCUUUAAUGGAAGGAUUGAAGAGAACUUGGGAAGCACUACUAGUGGGAGUUCUUCAAAUAACUCUGCGAGUGGUGCCAGUGUCAGUGGCAACAUUGGAGAAGAGAACUUGGCUUACGGCAAUGACGAUUCUCAGUUUGCGCACAGCUACCAAGAGAGCAAUUAUGAAAUUACAAACGAGGAAGAAGUAGAUCCAUUUGAAGACAUACGCCUAGAUGACGAAUUCGACUUUGGAGCUUAUGUAAAUGAAGGUGCCACCACAGAAGGAGAUACUUCUACUACCGGUUCGUCUUCCCAAGGACAUACUGCAGGUGCACAGGGAAUCACCAGCCCUGGAUUUCAAAUUGAUGAAGGAGAUAAUGGCUUUAGAGACACAGAAAAGUAG
Plasmodium inui San Antonio 1 is the source of this 1536-nucleotide messenger RNA. RefSeq lists its product as hypothetical. Bases 1 to 1536 code for a protein of 511 amino acids. The record is from RefSeq and is a predicted model, not a curated record. Lineage: Eukaryota; Apicomplexa; Aconoidasida; Haemosporida; Plasmodiidae. The transcript has 3 exons.